Molecule: messenger RNA, 1471 nt
Organism: Gossypium raimondii (Peruvian cotton)
Lineage: Eukaryota; Viridiplantae; Streptophyta; Magnoliopsida; Malvales; Malvaceae
Product: glycerate dehydrogenase
Exons: 13
Coding region: 80-1240 (386 amino acids)
Cellular component (GO): cytosol
Molecular function (GO): hydroxypyruvate reductase (NADH) activity; NAD binding; glyoxylate reductase (NADPH) activity
Source: RefSeq, a predicted model, not a curated record
UGCUAUAAAAAGCAAGAAACAGAGUAACUGAAAUUUAAAAAGCUCAGUUUUCUGCUCUGUUUUUCAGUGACAAGUUUCAAUGGCAAAACCAGUUUCCAUUGAAGUGUGGAACCCAAAUGGGAAAUACAGAGUUAUUAGCACCAAACCUAUGCCUGGAACUCGAUGGAUCAACCUCUUAAUCGAGCAAGAUUGCCGUGUCGAAAUAUGUACUGAGAAGAAAACGAUUUUGUCCGUUGAGGAUAUCAUUUCUUUGAUUGGCAAUAAGUGCGAUGGGGUGAUUGGACAGUUGACUGAAGACUGGGGGGAGACUUUAUUUGCAGCUUUAAGCAGAGCAGGAGGCAAAGCAUUUAGUAACAUGGCUGUUGGUUACAACAAUGUUGAUGUUAAUGCUGCCAACAAGUAUGGUGUUGCUGUUGGUAACACUCCUGGUGUACUCACAGAAACAACGGCAGAGCUAGCGGCUUCUCUUUCUUUGGCAGCUGCUAGAAGAAUUGUUGAAGCAGAUGAGUUCAUGAGGGCUGGCUUAUAUGAUGGAUGGCUCCCUCAUCUGUUUGUGGGAAACUUGCUUAAAGGACAAACAGUUGGUGUAAUUGGAGCUGGUCGUAUUGGAUCUGCAUACGCCAGAAUGAUGGUUGAAGGAUUCAAAAUGAACUUAAUUUACUAUGAUCUUUACCAAUCAACACGGCUAGAGAAGUUUGUCACAGCUUAUGGUGAGUUCUUGAAAAGCAAUGGAGAGCAACCCGUUUACUGGAAAAGAGCAUCAAGUAUGGAUGAGGUGCUUCGGGAGGCAGAUGUGAUAAGUCUUCACCCGGUCUUGGAUAAAACCACCUAUCAUCUGAUCAACAAAGAAAGCCUUGCAACAAUGAAGAAGGAAGCAAUACUUGUAAACUGUAGCAGGGGCCCGGUGAUUGAUGAAGUAGCUCUUGUUGAGCAUCUGAAGCAAAAUCCUAUGUUCCGAGUUGGUCUUGAUGUCUUUGAGGAUGAACCUUUCAUGAAACCUGGGCUUGCUGAGAUGAAGAAUGCUGUCAUCGUACCACACAUUGCUUCUGCUUCCAAGUGGACUCGUGAGGGAAUGGCAACGUUAGCUGCUCUAAACGUCUUGGGCAAGAUCAAAGGAUAUCCAAUUUGGGGUGAUUCAAAUCGCGUCGAACCAUUCUUGAAUGAGAGUGUUCCACCUCCUGCUGCAUGUCCAAGCAUCGUUAAUGCGAAAGCAUUAGGUUUACCUGUUUCAAAGCUAUAAGCACCAACGGUCGGUCCGGGUUGCAGUCCGAGUAGUUUCUCCUAUGAAUGUGAAGUUUGGGGUUGUACUGAGUUUAGUUUAUGCUAGACUGACAAUGGCAAUUACCAUGUAUAUGUUGCAUGGGGAAAGUACUCCUUUUAUAUACUUACAUUUUGCUGUCUUGUAUGUAAUAGAGAACAGCUCUAUAAUUUCAUCAAACAAAUGAAGUUGCACUCAUGGAUUCAUCGAUCA